AACUUCGAAGCUUCGAAUCUUCGAAGUUAUCAAAAGUAACAGCCCUAGUGUAUGUUGUACAGACGUAUCCAUACAUUUGACGUUUCUGUGUGUUAUAGGGGUUCAAAUUGCAAUCGUAGCCAAAAGUUUUGAUCAUAGGAAAAAUAGUAAUAUCUUUCAUAUCCUAGAGUCUUGAUUCUUGGAUGUUGUAAGCGCGAUAACUACCUUAACGUACAAGUCUCUUUCUCUUGUUAAAAUAACAGUUGCGAAUUUUUGGACAUCAACCGAUCUUACAGAGGACGUUUUCCAGCAAGGACACAGUGUAACACAGUGAAUCGUUUCAUCCUUGUUUAACGUUGGCAAACAACAAGGAUGUAAUGUUAAUUCAGUGCUACACUGUGUCACAUUGUGUCCUUGCUGGAAAACGCCCACAAUCUGUAAUUUAUACAGUAAUGUAACGUUGAUUCCAUGACAAUGCUAAACGUCACUAUCAUAAUACUGCAGAUGUUGCUCCACACUCCCGUGGAGACACCGAAAAUCGCUGAUUUCUCGUUCUCGAUCACGCCCGGUGAGGAGACUCGAGUGAUCGUCAGGCCGCGGAUAUCGUCCGCCAAUCCGGCGAUAAUCUCCAUACCGCAGAGAAAGCGGAAGUGCUUCUUCACAACCGAGAGGAAACUGCGUUAUUAUCGGACAUACACGCAGAGGAAUUGCAUUCUGGAGUGCGAGGCGAAUUUCACGCAGCAGCUCUGCGACUGCGUGCAAAACUACAUGCCAAAAUCAUCGAAAACGCCAAUUUGUAGCAAGAGGGACGAGCAGUGUGCUAAACACGCUAGACGGGCCAUGGAAGUUAAGCUCUACGACGAGGAUCUGACGAGCCCCCUCAACAUCACGGAAGUACCAAGCUGCAAUUGCUGGCCAGGCUGCUCCGAGAUCAAUUACAGGAUCGAGCUCUCGCAGAACAAAUUGUUACCGACCUUCCAAACUAAUAAGCGAUUUAUGAAGAAAGACAUGAAUUACUUCACGGAAAACAUGGCGGUGGUUCAUCUGUUCUUCGUGGACUCCCAAUUCACGAAGUACGUGAAAAGCGAGCUCUUUGGAUUCAUUGAAUUUCUGUCGAGCACGGGAGGCUUGCUAGGUCUCUUCAUGGGCUUCAGUUUUUUGUCAUUUAUGGAAAUACUGUAUUUCUCAACGAUGCGGCUAUGGUGCCGCUUGUACAAUCGCCGGGAAUUGCCGAGACCCAACGUGCUCCAGGCACAUCCAUUAGACGACCAUAAAAAGAUCGUCUAUCCGUUCACGAAUUGAAUUAGGUGUAGAUAAUAAUAAUAUCACAUAAAUAGGGAGCUAUAUAGGUGAAGUGUGUCAUCAAAAGUAGAGAUUAAAAAGCAAGUUUUUUAAAAAAAAUGAAGUACAAAAAGUAAGCAAAAAAACUUGUUU
Vollenhovia emeryi is the source of this 1413-nucleotide messenger RNA. RefSeq names its product pickpocket protein 28-like. Gene Ontology annotation, cellular component: membrane. Gene Ontology annotation, molecular function: ligand-gated sodium channel activity. The transcript has 5 exons. The record is from RefSeq and is a predicted model, not a curated record. The coding region runs from base 448 to 1281 and encodes 277 amino acids. Lineage: Eukaryota; Metazoa; Arthropoda; Insecta; Hymenoptera; Formicidae. Gene Ontology annotation, biological process: sodium ion transmembrane transport.